Messenger RNA from Podarcis lilfordi (Lilford's wall lizard), 6566 nucleotides. The record is from the annotation of a GenBank genome assembly. Lineage: Eukaryota; Metazoa; Chordata; Lepidosauria; Squamata; Lacertidae.
AUGGCUGGUUUGAACGUCUCCAUAGCCUUUUUCUUCUCCAUUGUCGCCCUUUGUGAAGUGACCAGGAGGCUCUCCAAGAGAAUUUUUCCACCUAAGCUGUACUCAUGCUUUGCUAGUGAACUGGCCAGCUCAUUCCAGCUGUGUGCUUGCUGCCUGGAGCUAAAGAUGCUUGUGGAGAUUGGUCCAUGGGGUGGUGGCUUUGGCCCAGAUGUGAGCUUCACACUCCUCUUCCUUCUCUUCUUGGUUCAUGGUGCUUCUUUUGAUGGAGCUUCUGCCAACCCUGCCGUCUCCCUCCAGGAAUUUUUAGCUUUGGAUUCUCCUUUUGUGGCCACAGUUGCCAAGCUCUUGGUCCAGUUUAUGGGGAUGAUAGCAGCUGGUGCCUUGACCAAGCUAUAUUGGUCCAGGGAACUGACAGACUUCCACAUGAUUCAAAACUUACUGGCCCAAGACUGCAGCUCAUCGCUCAACACAUCUGUCUCCCAUGGCAUCUUUGUGGAGGCCACAUGCUCAUUUUUUUUCAACAUAGCGAUUCUCAAGUUCCGAUCCAUUUCUCCCAUGUACAGAGCCCCUGUCAUUGCACUCACUGUUACUGCCUUGGCCUACACAGGUAAGGAUUCAAAGCUAGUCUCCUCCUCUUCCCAAUGUUAUAUGUUUGGAAACUUAACCAAACAAUUUAAUCUGUGCUGUGCUUUUGUAUAUAAAUGGAAUUGGCCAUGCGGUAAAUAAGGGUCAUUUGCUUGUGUGACUUAAAAUAUAUAUAUAUAAUUUUAUUUAUAAUUUUCAUUUAUAUACAUUUCAACAAAAGUUCAACAAUAAUUCUAUCAUUUCAAAUCUCAACUUCCUUCCUCCUCUUUCUGCGGUUCCUUAAAUUUAUUUUCAUCAUUUCCUACGUAUUCCAAAUUAUCUUAACUUAUUCUUUUAUUAAUCUGUUUUCAUAUAUGCUUUUGAAACUGCAAGUUAUUACAGUAAUCCUGCCAAUGUCUUAAUCUGUUUACAAUUUGUAAAUAUUCAAUAAACCAUUUCCAUUCCCUUAUAAAAAGUUUUUUGUCUUGAUUUCUUAUUCUUCCCAAGUUUCUGUAGCCAUUCUUCUUUCGUCAGGACUUCUUUCCAUUUUGGGGCAAAUAACAUUUUUGCAGUUGUCAUUGCAUACAUAAAUAAAUAUCUGUACUAUUUAGGUAGUUCCACUCUUAUAAUAUCCAAGAGAAAUGUUUCUGUUUUCUUUUAAAAAAUUUUUUAAAAAUAAAUGUUACCUUACCAUAUUUUUCAAUUUGUUACGUAUCAUUUCCCAGUAAGCCCUAACCUUACUACAUAUGAAAAAAUGUGCCUUUGUCUUUACAUUUCCAACACUUACUCAAUUUUGAUUUAUACAUUUUUUGCCAAUCUACUAGGUGUUAGAUAUAACAUUUUUAUGUAAUUUUCUCUUAAACCAUAGCUUGCUGUAAAUUUUAAAUCCAUAGUCCAUAAUCGUUCCCAUGCUUGUAUUUCUAUAUUAUGACCAAUAUCUAUUGCCUAAUGUAUCACUGAAGAUUUCACUUGCUUGUCUUUGUCUCCCAUUCCAAUAAUAUUACACAUUUUAGACAUCACUUUAACAUUACAGUCUAAUGGGUCUCUCUCCAAUUGUAAUAAUUGUUGCCCAAACCCCUGUUUCAUAUCUAUAUUAAAUACUUCAUUCAAAUGAUGGUAUUGUAUCCAUGUUGUUAACAUUCCUGAUAGAUCCUUAAACUCUUUUAAUUUAAAUUCUCCCACCCUCCUCUCUUAAUAAAUUUCUGUAAGUUGCCCAACCUUCCAUCAUAUUCUUCUUCACCGCUAUGGCUUCUAAUGGUGAAAGCCAGAGAUAUUUUAGUCUCCAAUAGAUUUUUGUAUUUAUCUCAUACCCUAUAGAGAUUUUUCCUAAUUAUAUGGUUUGUAAAUCCUAUAGGUACUUUCACCUUUUCAUACCACAAAUAUGCAUGCCAACUAAAAAUAUUAUCAUGACUUUCCAAAUCUAAAAUGUGCAGAUUCUUUAAUAUCAACCAUUCCUACAACCAGCACAGACAAGAUCCUUCAUAAUAUAAUCUCAUAUCCAGCAGGGGAAAACCUCUCUUUUGUAUCUCUCCAUAUUUUAUUCUGUUUUUCCCAUUGCCCGAUAUAUUUAGAAAUGUCUUUUGCCAUAUGUUGAAACAAUCUGUCUUGCCAGUCAGAUUGAUUGAAACAAAAAUAACAUUCUUGGUAAUACAUUCAUUUUUAUAGUCGACACUACCCAGCAAUGCAAGUUUCAUUCUACCCCAUAUUUGCAGGUUUCUUUUAAUAUCCUCCCAUAUUUUCAAAUAAUUUUCUUUAUGCCUAAGGGCAGUAUAAAGAGUGAGAUGCUGGGAAUAAGAAGCUAAGGUGGUGCUUGAAAUUGACAGUGAUAGAGGCUGCUAGAAAUCACAGUUAUAGGGGAUCUGAAAAAUGGGACCAGGAGGAUUUGCUCUUUGAUUCACUGAUUCUCAAACGGCUCCUAACCGAAGAAUGGGAGGCUGUAGCAUCUCUUGCUGCUGAGGAUAGAUGUGUCACAGUGCCCAUUCUACUCAAGGCUUCCUGAAGAUACAACAUCCCUGGUCUUACUGCUCUCUAUUUGUUCAUUAAAAGUCUAGGUCCUUCUAGAACUAGAAUUUCCUUUCCCUCCACCCUGCGCUGGGCCUCUGUGAAUGAAUUCUGUGCUUGGACGUAGAGGGCUUUCUAUCUCUAUUCCUCAACUGUCUUCAGCGCCUGGUGGGAGGAGAGGCUGCUGCCGCCCAGCCCUACAUAAUGCACUGACUCUGAGGGGCAGGCAGAGGGCAAGGACACCCUGGGUGGGAAGAAAGGGGGAGCAGAGCGCAAGGAGUCUUGAUUAUUAUUAUUUUUAACGCUUUGUGUGUCCAUGUCCAGUCUUGCCCCUUUCUAAAAUCUAUUUAUCGCUGUGCAUUUUUCUUUUUGUAAAUUUACCAAAGAAUAAAAUAAAACCGGGAUUAAGGAGUUUUCUGAGGACAGUGAAGGGUGUGUGUGCCGUCCUGUUGGUGUAGUGUUGGUGGCACUUGCCCUUCUCCUGAUAAGAAAUGCUCUUGGGCAGGGGUGAUACACAAAAUGUGGGGUAGAAGAGGGUCAGUUGGACAGGGAGUGAGAAAUGUCCCUGUUUUCAUCUGAAGAAUGUUAGAGGGUAUGACUGCUGUCAGCUUCUGUACAUGGAAUUGGUGAUUGGGUGUGGCAGGGGGGAACCAUCUUAAUCCUUAAAGUAGUUUAAGGGUGCUGGGAAUUGUAGCUCUGUGGGGGGGACUACAAUUCCCAGGAUUCUUUGGGGGACGUCAUGUGCUUUCAGGUUGGGUUGAAUGUGCCUUAAAUGUCUGGUAUGGAUCUUUCCAGAGACGGCACUGGCCCAGGGCAUGUUGCUUUCCUGAGUCGCUACCUAGCAGAGUUGCAACUCAAUACUUCAGAUUAAAUUCCCAGGUUCUUCUGUUCUUGUUUCAAACUAAACAUCUUUCAUCAUGUCAGUUUAAUAGAUCUUAUCAUGCACAUGUUGGUGUCUAAGCCAAUUUGAUUAGGUGGAUUGAACUGUUUGCAUUUCUCUUCCUGCAGCUGCACCUUUCACAGGAGCCUUUUUUAACCCUGCCCUGGCAUUUGCUGUGACUUUUUCCUGUUCUGGGAACAGCUUACCAGAGUAUAUGCAAGUGUAUUGGUUGGGGCCCACGGCAGGUAAGUCAGAUUUCAAGACAGUGGAAGAUACAACUAUGGUUGCAGCUGUGACAAAAUUUUGUAGUACAGACAAAUAACGCCUAAAAUAAUGCCUUUGUGGCUUAGGGCCCUCAUAUCUAUGGGACUGCCUCUCCUGGUAUGCCCCACAGAGGACCUUAAGGUCCAUGAAUAGUUUAGAGAUCCCAGGCCCUAAGGAAGUCAGACUAUCCUCCACCAGGGCCAGGGCCUUUUCAGUGAUGGCUCCGACCUGGUGGAAUGCUCUGUUCCAUGAGACUAGGGCCCUUCAGGAUUUAACCUCCUUCCAUCGGGCCUGUAAGACAGAGCUAUUCCGCCUGACCUUUAAUUUGAAUUCAGCCUGAUCUUUUAUUUCCCUUCUCUUCCCUCCCCCUCCCUUUUUAUGAAGAUCACCCGCUCUGAGACCCCACAGCUAAUUCUCCCCUGGCCGCCUUGUUGGCCCAAGUAGGACCAAUUCAGUUAGCCCUGGGGAUUAUUAUCUAAUUGAUUUUUGAAUUUUAUUGUUAUUCAUGUUUUUAUACUGUAUUUUAUGCUGCUUUUAUAAUUAAGUGUUUUAAAGUGUUUAAAGGUCGGGGUAUAAAUAAAAAUGUAUUAUUAUUAUUAUUAUUUAUUAAAAGGUAAAGGGACCCCUGACCAUUAGGUCCAGUCACGGACAACUCAGGUUGCAGCGCUCAUCUCGCUUUACUGGCCGAGGGAGCUGGCGUACAGCUUCUGGGUCAUGUGGCCAGCAUGACUAAGCUGCUUCUGGCGAACUAGCUUUAUUUUGAUUUAUUUGGUGUUAUUCUAAGGCCCAGGUAGUUUAUAUCUGACUGUAAUUUAUCUCACUGAAACAAGUGGGUCCCAACUAGACUAGUGGGGGAUCACUAUAAUUUUUUUUAAAAAGUUUUUGUAAAUGGCUGCAGACAUUUUGGGAGGUGGGGCAAAGUAGCAGGAGUAGAAAAUUGAAAGAAGUUGGGAGAUGCAUCUCAAGCAGUCAGAUCGGAUGAGUUUGAACAUUUCCAGGAAGCUAGCAAUGCAUCUUUUGAACUACAUCCCCCUAAUUCCUGGGAAAGAGAAGACAAACUCCAUUAGUAGUAGGAAUGAAUGGAUCCAUCAGUUUUGGUUCUGUCAGUUUUUAAUUUUUCCAGAUUUAAAUUCAGUCCUCCACAAUUCUGAAGCCAUUUGUGAAUUUCUGACCCUGAACAUGGGAAUUUUUCAGCUGCUUUGGAAACAUUAAAUUAAGAUGUUGUGUGUGUGUGUAUAUAUACAGGCUUGCUCUUAACAAAAACUAGCAAUCAGCAAAUGAAACAAAGUUGGUUUUGUAGCCAUAAAAAAGUAUUAUGUUUAUUUAUUUAAGGAGGUGGAAUGAUUAAAAAAAAAUGGUUUUUUAAAAAAGUUGGGGAGCAGUGGGGUGUGUUUGUGCCAGAGAUGGGACUUUGAAAAGUUUGAAGACUACUGCUUUAAAACAAGUUAAAACAUAGAAGCUACAAUUAAAAUCCUGCUGCCUACCAGCUAAAUUCUGACUUCCAAAUGCCGAGAAUGAAAUUCUAUAUGUUAUGAGGCAGCCACAGUCAUGAACAUGUAACAGAGCAUGACCCAGAAAUCUUCAUCAUUCUUCCCCAGCCUGCAGCCUCUGCUCUCUUCCCCUUAUUUAGGGCUGACCAAACAUAAACACUGAUCACCAUGAUCACUGCAGAUGGUGACAGCAGUCACAAAAUUAAAAGAUGCCUGCUUCUUGGGAGAAAAGCAAUGACAAACCUAGACAGCAUCUUAAAAAGCAGAGACAUCACCUUGCCGACAAAGGUCCGUAUAGUUAAAGCUAUGGUUUUCCCAGUAGUGAUGUAUGGAAGUGAGAGCUGGACCAUAAAGUAGGCUGAUUGCCGAAGAAUUGAUGCUUUUGAAUUAUGGUGCUGGAGGAGACUCUUGAGAGUCCCAUGGACUGCAAGAAGAUCAAACCUAUCCAUUCUUAAGGAAAUCAGCCCUGAGUGCUCACUGGAAGGAUAGAUCCUGAAGCUGAGGCUCCAGUACUUUGGCCACCUCAUGAGAAGAGAAGACUCCCUGGAAAAGACCCUGAUGUUGGGAAAGAUUGAGGGCACAAGGAGAAGGGGGAGAGAAGGGGACAACAGAGAACGAGAUGGUUGGACAGUGUUCUCGAAGCUACGAACAUGAGUUUGACCAAGCUGUGGGAGGCAGUGGAAGACAGGAGUGCCUGGCGUGCUCUGGUCCAUGGGGUCACGAAGAGUCGGACACAACUAAACUAUUAAACAGCAACAGCAACAAAACAUAAACAGCAUUGUUCUGUUCUGCCUUGAAGGUCUUUGCAAGUUUAUAGUUCUUAUCUUAAUUGCCAGCAAUGUUGUCUUAGAAAGUCUUUGACAAAAUCAACAUACUGUUUUCUAAAACGAAAGCAAACUAAUAUAAUGAAAUAAAAAAUGAAUGGGGACAAAAUGGCAGUUCAGAAAGAUUUAUUUCUCUUCUCUAAUUCAAGAUAAGAUGUGUUUGAUGCCCCAUUAGGUUCUUCUAAUCUGGAGCAAGCUUGCCUAUAGUGAAGGUGCCCUUGUAUGAAGGCCUCAGAGUCUUUUCACAAAUAGUUGCAAUCCCUGCAGGUUUUAUCAGGUCAUUCUAGCAAUAAGCUGAUCAGACUUUUUGUGAAGACUGAUUAAGUCUUCCUUGUUAUUGACUCUCUUUCAGGGAUGCUGGUAGCUCUGUUCGUGUAUCGGGGGAACAUCCCACGACUCUUUCAGACAAACCUGUUGUACAGUCAAAAGAACAAAUACAGGAUCCCCAAGGGAAAAGCAAUUUCAGUGUCUGGUGCUGAACAAAGACCGCCAAAAACACAGAAAGCGACCAGCUGCUCAGGACCAUCUGACAGAACAGAGUGA